This is a messenger RNA of Chinchilla lanigera (long-tailed chinchilla), 1851 nucleotides long. RefSeq names its product coiled-coil domain containing 184 (gene Ccdc184). Gene Ontology annotation, cellular component: cytoplasm. The record is from RefSeq and is a predicted model, not a curated record. NCBI's taxonomy places the organism in Eukaryota, Metazoa, Chordata, Mammalia, Rodentia, Chinchillidae.
GGCCGGCGGACGCGCCCGCGCCCCGCGCGCUCCCCGCCGCCCCAUGGAGGACGGGCUGCUGGAGAUCAGGACCAAGGACGGCGGCGACAUGCCCGCGCCCCUGGAGGUGUCCGCCGUGCCGGCCGUGGGCGACGUGAUCUCGGGGGAGUACAACGGCGGCAUGAAGGAGCUGAUGGAGCACCUGAAGGCCCAGCUGCAGGCCCUGUUCGAGGACGUGCGGGCCAUGCGGGGGGCCCUGGACGAGCAGGCCUCGCACAUCCAGGUGCUCUCGGACGACGUGUGCGCCAACCAGCGGGCCAUCGUCUCCAUGUGCCAGAUCAUGACCACGGCGCCCCGCCAGGGCGGCCUGGGCGUGGUCGGCGGCAAGGGGAGCUUCCCCGGGGCCCCCCCAAAGCCGGAGCCCGCUUCGCCUGGAGUCGAGGACGGCGGCUUGCCGGCUCGCGAUCUUGAGGACGGGGACGACGACGAAGAGGAAAAAGAGAUGCCCAGCCCUGCCACACCCACCGGUCGCUGUGAGCGCUCCAAGAGCCCCCGUGCCGGUCUCCUUGGGGGGGACGGGCCACUUGUGGAGCCCCUCGACCUGCCUGACAUUACCCUGCUGCAGCUGGAGGGCGAGGCUUCCCUGUGAGGGCGCUGCGGGGGCACUAACUUCCCGGGCUGGGCUGGGGCUUGUGAGCGCAUGACGCGAGGGGACUGACCGGCGCGGUGCAGCACGCUUCGCUCGGACAGCUGCCCCCGUGUGUCGGGGUGGGGACUCCCGACAGGCAGCGUCUGCAGGGCGAGGACUUCGGGAGCAUCAAGCAUUCUGUUUGCCCAGCCAAGCGUGAUAGCAAACUGGAGACAGGUGAAGUUCCGGGAGAGCAAGUGCCCAUCUCCGGACUCCCUUCCACCCCCCCACCCCCAUGCCCUUUCCCUCUCCCCAGGCAACAGGAGAACCCCUGAAUUAUGUAAAUAAAAUCUGCUUUUUCUAUUCUGAAAAAGGACUUAUCUAGGACUAUGGCAAAUAAUCUCUAAUGAUUUACCUAAAAAUUACGGAAUUGAGGGUAUUCUGUUCUGGCAACAGGAAAUUUACCCUUCUGCUGAAAUCCAAGAUACUCAGCACUCUGCAGAAGCCUCUCCCCCUCACAGGUCUCUGCGGCUGCUGAUUGGUAAAGGAAACUUAAGGAGGCAGCUGCGGCCACAGGAAUCGGGGUGCACGGGGUUCUGAGGGUCCCGGGGCUGGGAGGAGCUGGCUGCGAACGCGCAUGAAGACAAAGUAGCGCAUCCUCUAGGAUUCUGCAUGCAGAGCGGAUCCCGCCGUGUCACUGACUUCAUCUGGGAUUGCUUUUCCACUCACGGGGGCUUAGAGAACAAAGACAGAGUCCAGUCCACAGGCACAGACUCGGGGUGCUCAGCAGCGGCCCGGAUUUAGGGGACAUUUGAGGGACUCUUGGGGGCUUCAGCCAAAACCUGUCUCUCCUGACUACACCUGCUUACCUUCAGUUCCUUUGUCUGUCCCUGCCCGCUGCCUCUCGGUGUGGCCUCCCUAAUGUCUUGUGUGUGCUACGUGUGUCCAGUCGUGCAGUAGUGUGUGAGCCCUGAGGGGCAGGGCUUGUGGCUCUGGUGUUAGGUUCAGGGGGCUUCAGACUCUUCUGAGAACCCCGAGCUAUAAUGGCGCUUUCCUCUCUCCUCUCCCCUUUCCUCCCUCCCAGCCAGGGCAUGGAGCAUGUGGCUGUCCUGAGGUUCCUAACUGACGCGCCUCCCUCCUACCUUCUGAAGUGGUGACUUCGUGUGCCCGUCCCCCUCUUUUGUGUAUUCCUUCUCAAUGCUUUUCUUGGUAUUAACCUUAAUAAAAAGGCAUCAUCUCCCCUC